Ilex paraguariensis (yerba mate) is the source of this 201-nucleotide messenger RNA. The record is from the annotation of a GenBank genome assembly. NCBI's taxonomy places the organism in Eukaryota, Viridiplantae, Streptophyta, Magnoliopsida, Aquifoliales, Aquifoliaceae.
AUGAUUCUCUCUGUCUUUCCAGGCUGCUAUUUCUUCAUACGCAAUUCAUCAAACAGAUGGCACACGGCAGGCCAAUGUAUCACCAUCAACCUCCGACUGUCAUUGCAGUGCACCACAACAGGAAUGAAGCUAACAAGUGGGUUCUCUUCAUGUGUAGACACCUACAAUCAAUGCUCUUGCUGCAACUUAGAUGGCUUCUAA